Onychomys torridus (southern grasshopper mouse) is the source of this 2089-nucleotide messenger RNA. RefSeq names its product opioid growth factor receptor (gene Ogfr). NCBI's taxonomy places the organism in Eukaryota, Metazoa, Chordata, Mammalia, Rodentia, Cricetidae. Gene Ontology annotation, cellular component: membrane. The coding region runs from base 198 to 1781 and encodes 527 amino acids. The transcript has 7 exons. The record is from RefSeq and is a predicted model, not a curated record. Gene Ontology annotation, molecular function: opioid growth factor receptor activity.
AGGGGCUGUCCUUCACCGGGAUUGCCUUCUCCCGGGCACCGCUUCACGCCAGGCUCCAAGGGUAGCUGCUCUGCUGGGUACCCCGCGUAACGGCGGAAACUGAGCGGUGGGCGGGACCUGGCGCCGCCCCGCCCCCGCGCUUCCUCCUCUUUCACUUUCCUUUCCGCGGAAAGCGGGUCGGGUCCUGCCUCUCGAGUAUGGACGACCUGGACUGCGAUUCCACCUGGGAGGACGAGAGCGAGGAGGAUGGCGAGGACGGCCAGGCGGAUGAUACGGGCGAUGAGGACACGGGCGACGAGGACGGCGACGCGGAGGAGACACGGCCAGGCGUGUUCCAGUCUAGGAUGACAGGGUACCGAAAUUGGCGAGCUAUGCAGGACAUGCGAAGGUACCGACACCACUACCCGGAUUUGGCAGAUCAAGACUGCAAUGGCGACAUGUCCAACCUGAGUUUCUACAAAAAUGAGAUCUGCUUCCAGCCAAACGGUUUUCUCAUUGAGGACAUUCUUCAGAAUUGGAAAGACAACUAUGACCUCCUUGAAGAGAAUCACUCCUACAUCCAGUGGCUAUUUCCUCUGAGGGAACCAGGAGUCAACUGGCAUGCCAAGCCCCUCACACUCAAAGAGGUUGAGGCAUUUAAAAGCUCCAAGGAGGUCAGAGAGCGUCUUGUCCGGUCCUAUGAGCUCAUGCUGGGCUUUUAUGGAAUCCAACUUGAAGACCGGGAUACAGGUGCUGUCUGCCGUGCACAGAACUUCCAGCCGCGCUUCCACAACCUGAACAGUCACAGCCACAACAACCUGCGUAUCACACGCAUCCUCAAGUCGCUGGGCGAGCUGGGCUUAGAGCACUACCAGGCACCGCUGGUCCGCUUCUUCCUGGAGGAGACACUAGUGCAGCACAAAUUGCCCAGUGUGCGCCAGAGUGCCCUGGACUACUUCCUGUUUGCUGUGCGCUGCCGGCACCAGCGCCGGGAGCUCGUGCACUUUGCAUGGGAGCACUUCAAGCCUCGCUGCCAGUUUGUCUGGGGGCCCCGUGACAAGCUGCGGAAAUUCAGGCCCCAGGCUAUACCCGCUCCACUGAUGGUACUAGGGCAGGCAGAUAAGGAUGAGGGCUCCAGGAACCCUUUCCAAGAGGCUGACACCCAGGGUUGGACCUGUGGAUCUGGAAGGGACCUGAGUGGGGACAGUGGAACUGAGGAUCCCUCGCUGCUGAGCACAAAGCCCCAGGAUGUGGGAGCCUUGGAUGGGGACAAGAGGGACGAGGCUGAGUCACUGAGCCCCAAAGAGAGUAAGAAGAGGAAGUUGGAGGGGAACAAGCAGGAGCAGACCCCAGGGGAGUCAGACCCCCAGUGUGUCUCUGAGGUAGAGAAAAUUGCCCUCAACCUUGAGGGGUGUGCCCUCAGCCCUGUCAGCCAGGAACCCAAGGAGGCUGAACAGCCCUGUCCUGUUACCCAUGAGGCCAGGGUGGCUGAUGAGGUAAGAAAACGGAGAAAGGUGGAGGAAGGGGCUGAGGGUAAUGCAGCUGCCAGUAACCAUAACACCGAAAUGCAGGCCCAUGCCCUGCCUCCUACUCCUUCAGAGUGUCCUGAGGCCCAAAAGGAUGGGAACGGGCCAGAGGACCCAGAAAGCCAGGUGGGGCCAGAGCAGGGUGCCUCUGUGAACUUGGUGGAGGACCAGGGGAGCCUGGUGGAGGACCCUGGCCCUGACACCACAGGAAUCUCAGUGGAUGAAUCAGAGGAAUUGUCGAGGGUGGGGGCCUCUGCUGAACCCCCAAAGCCUUAGAGGUGCAUCUCAGUCCCACUCAGCCCACUGCAGGGGUUCCCGUGAGUACCAGAGCCCUGGCUUUUGGUUCUUCUCGGUGCCCCACAGUGCUGGCCUCUCCCUGGUGGUCACUGAAAAGUCCACCAGAGGGACUGAGGCCCUGCCCUCAGGGAAGGCCACUGCCUUCAGAAUCCUCCUUACCUCACUGUGUCCUCCUCUACUGCCCUCUGAGCCCCUGUUUGUGAACAGACCCUAAAGGGGGAGGGGGGCUCUUUUCUUAGUCUGGUGCCAAGUGAGGCCUUUUCUGAAUAAACUCUUCAGACUUUGUU